This is a messenger RNA of Salarias fasciatus (jewelled blenny), 3197 nucleotides long. It is a transcript of the gene ift88, whose product is annotated as intraflagellar transport 88 homolog. Lineage: Eukaryota; Metazoa; Chordata; Actinopteri; Blenniiformes; Blenniidae. Gene Ontology annotation, cellular component: ciliary basal body; non-motile cilium; ciliary base. Gene Ontology annotation, molecular function: kinesin binding. Gene Ontology annotation, biological process: non-motile cilium assembly; kidney development; intraciliary transport. The transcript is spliced from 25 exons. The record is from RefSeq and is a predicted model, not a curated record. The coding region runs from base 138 to 2606 and encodes 822 amino acids.
AUCAGACAGUUCAUCUUUACAUCAGGUCUUUGAUCCACAGACAGCUGCGGACUGGAGCCAACGUGCCGACGCAGCGGCCAACUUGGAGAGGAGGUCCACCCUACACAGCACAGGGGCGCGUUUCUGGAGUCAGGGAGAUGGAGAAUGUGCACCUGGCCGUGGAGGAGGACGACCUGUACUCGGGUUAUAACGACUAUAAUCUGACGCUGGACUCUGAGGAACUGGAAAAUAACGCAGGCUUCCAGCAAGCUGUGCGGACAAGUCAUGGAAGAAGACCGCCGAUGACAGCCAAAUUCCCCGGCACCGCCAUCGGAGCUCGGCCUUUAGCUACUUCUUUUGGAUCUCGGAUGGCGUCUUCCCUGGGCAGGCCGCUGACUGGAGCCGUGCAGGAUGGAGCGGCCCGGCCGAUGACUGCCGUCAGAGCCGCAGGCUACACCUCCUCCAUGAGCCGCGGCUCUAAUUUCGACCCGCUGGGACAGUCCCGAGGCCCCGCCCCUCCUCUGGAGGCCAAGAACGAGGACACGCCUGAAGAGAAGAUCAAGAUCCUGGAGAAGAAAGUGAACGACCUGAUAGAGGAGAGCUGCAUGGCUCACAGCGCGGGAGCCUCCCAGCUGGCCCUGGAAAAAGCCAAAGAGGCCGGGAGGAAGGAGCGAGCGCUGGCCAGGCAGCGGGAGCAGGCCGGCAACACGGAGCAGAUCUGUCUGGAUCUCACUUACUCAGUUUUGCUGAACCUCGCCAACCAGUAUGCAAACAACGAGAUGUUCCCCGAGGCUCUGAACAGCUACCAGGUCAUCGUCAGGAACAAGAUGUUCAGCAAUGCAGGUCGCCUGAAGGUCAACAUGGCGAACAUCUACUUCAAGCAGAAGAACUACCCUAAAGCCAUCAAGUUCUACCGCAUGGCUCUGGACCAGAUCUCCAACGCCCACAAGGAGGUCCGGAUCAAGAUCAUGCAGAACAUCGGCGUGGUCUUCGUGCGGAUGGGCCAGUACUCGGACGCCAUCACGUCCUUCGAGCACAUCAUGAGCGAGAGUCCCAACAUCAGGACGGGCUUCAACCUGAUCCUCUGCUACUUCGCCGUCGGGGACAGAGAGCGGAUGAAGAAGGCCUUCCAGAAGCUCAUCUCCGUUCCUCUGGGCGUCGACGACGAGGACAAGUACCUCCCGUCUACCGACGACUCCAGCGCCAACAUGGUGGUUGAGGCCAUCAAGAACGACAAGCUCCACCAGAUGGAGAGAGACCUGAAACUCCUGGCUGAGAAGUACAUCAUGACCGCCGCCAAGCUCAUUGCUCCGGCCAUCGAGACUUCCUUUGCCACCGGAUUCGACUGGUGCGUCGACAUGGUGAAGAGCUCUCAGUACGUCGAGCUGGCCAACGACCUGGAGAUCAAUAAAGCCAUCACCUACCUGAGACAGAGGGACUUUAACCAGGCGGUGGAAACUCUGAAGACGUUUGAGAAGAAGGACAGCAGAGUGAAGAGCGCUGCCGCCACCAACCUGUCCUUCCUCUAUUUCCUGGAGAAAGACUACGAGCAGGCCGACCGCUACGCUGACCUGGCCAUGAACGCCGAUCGAUACAACCCGGCAGCCCUCAUCAACAAGGGCAACACGGUGUUCGUGAAGAACGACCAGGAGAAGGCCGCCGAGUUCUACAAGGAGGCUCUGAGGAACGACUCCUGCUGCACCGAGGCGCUCUACAACCUGGGUCUGGCUUACAAGCGGCAGAACCGCCUGGAGGAGGCUCUGGACUGCUUCCUGAAGCUCCACGCCAUCCUGAGGAACAGCGCUCAGGUCAUGUACCAGCUGGCCAGCCUCUACGAGCUGCUGGAGGACCCUCAGCAAGCCAUCGACUGGCUGAUGAAGGUCAUCAGUGUGACCCCCACCGACCCCCACCUGCUGGCCAAGCUGGGAGAGCUGCACGACGGGGAGGGGGACAAGUCCCAGGCCUUCCAGUACUACUAUGAGUCCUUCAGGUAUUUCCCCUCCAACAUCGACGUCAUCGAGUGGCUCGGCGCCUACUACAUCGAGACGCAGUUCUGCGAGAAGGCCAUCCAGUACUUCGAGAGAGCCACGCUCAUCCAGCCCAGCCAGGUGAAGUGGCAGCUGGUGGUGGCGAGCUGCUACAGGAGAAGCGGAAACUACCAGAAAGCCUUGGAGACCUAUAAAGACAUUCACCGCAAGUUCCCGGAGAACGUGGAAUGCCUGCGCUUCCUGGUGCGGCUGUGCACCGACAUGGGGCUGCAGGAGGUCCAGGACUACGCCACCAGGCUGAAGAAGGUGGAGAAGAUGAGGGAGAUCAGGGAGCAGAGAGUCAAGUCUGGCCGGGAGGGCAGCGCCAGAGGGCGGCGGGACGGCCGGGAGGGCAGCGCAGGGAGCGCCGACAGCGGCCACAGCAGCAGCAGCACCAGAGGGGAGCGUCUGAGCGCCAGGAUGAGGUCUCUUCCUGGUUCUGAUGAGCCCUACGAGACCAGCAGCCCCAAGGAGCUGGACGCCUCCUACGUGGAUCCUCUGGGGCCUCAGGCGGAGAGACCGAAAACCGGAGCCAAGAAGCGCGUCGAGGACGACGACUUCGCCGACGAGGAGCUGGGAGACGACCUGCUGCCGGAGUAGCUCUUUCCACGCAGCUCCGUGAGAAGAAGACGUGAAGCGCUGGGAGGCAGGAGCCAGCGACUCGCCGCUUAACGAAAGAGCGCCGGUCAGAAGUGGCGAACUGGCAGCAGGGUCAUGAAAGGUCAGGGGUCACGGAGGCAGGUCUGACAGACAAACUGCUGCAGCCACCAUGUUCAGCUUUAUGAUGAGCUCUGCUGUCCAGCUUCAGUUUGACACUAAAAUAAAGUCAGUGAGGCUCAGGUUUGAAUGUGUUUACAGACCAGAUCACACCCCGUUUUGGACAUAAUGUUCCUCGAAGAACAUUUGCCUCACAGUCCCCCAGUGAAUUGGACUUCAUUACCAAACACACACACACACACACACACACACUGCUGUCCUGAUACUUCUGAAUGCUCUGUGUUUUUAUGUGUGAGCCUGGGAACCUUCUGGAAAAUCCAUCAAACGAUGCACCAAUCGUGUGGAAUUCAUCCAUCCUGACCUCUGCUCUGGAACCGUGACUCAUUCCACAUAUCGACAUGAGAACGGUGUAGAGUGGUGUUUAUAGUUUUCUUUGUAUCUUUUGUGGUCAAAUGUCUAAUUAAAAUAAUUAUU